Messenger RNA from Biomphalaria glabrata, 3373 nucleotides. Its product is annotated as CCAAT/enhancer-binding protein zeta-like. The record is from RefSeq and is a predicted model, not a curated record. The transcript has 27 exons. The coding region runs from base 40 to 3303 and encodes 1087 amino acids. Lineage: Eukaryota; Metazoa; Mollusca; Gastropoda; Planorbidae. Gene Ontology annotation, cellular component: nucleus.
GAAAUCACUUCAGAUUUAUUAUUAUUUUCUAAUCUAAAAAUGGCUAAUACCCAUAAGAAAAAAUCUGCACGCGGACCAAAACAAAACGUAAAAAGCAUCAAAACUGAUCUAGAUCUAGAUCCAGAAGACGAUUUAAUUACUAAGGAAGAUGAAGAUCUUUUAAAAGGAGUGAAAGAUGUUGAUGAGGAGUCUUUUGAUGUUGAAGCUAGUGGGAAUGAUAUUCCUGAAUCUGAGAUUGUUGCAUUCUUAAAAAAGUUAGGAGUACAAAAAUUUAGACCUACUGAAAUCAAAGAAUCACAGAAGAAAGACAAAGCUAAAGUGAAUGAUUCAAAUGAAAAGAAAAAAGAACCCAUUGUAUCUAAAACAAAAGAUUCCAUUACAUCCAAAGCAAAAGAAUCAAUUCCAUCUAAAACUAGUAAAUUAGAUGAAAAAAAAACACUUACAGACAAAAGUAAUAAAACACCAAAGCAAAAAACAGUUAACAAGGAUAAUGAGAGGCAGAAGUCUGGAAAAAAGGAUGCGCAACAAAAAAAUGCAACAAAGACACCAUUACACUCAGGGGUUGUUCCUCAAAAACAAAAGAGUUUUGUGGACAAGAACAAAAUUACAUCUGCAUUGAACUUUUUGAAACCUGUGACAUCAAGGAAACACCUACUUCUUAAACCUGGUCAGGCGUGGAGGAUAGAGGAAGCCACCCAGUUACCUGAUGGCCCACCCGAUGAACUAUUGGUUGACACAGCAGAAAAACUGGCCCAGAAAUUGUUUGAAGAGGAAGUAUUAUUAUAUUCUAAGCAGAGAGAAAAUAUCAAGAACUCUGAAGCCAGAUGGCUGAAAACUGUACUUAGUUCUGGUACAUUGUCUGACAAGAUGGCUGCUCUGACACUUUUGAUUCAAGAAUCUCCACUCCACAACAUGGUCAGUUUGGACACCCUGAUUUCCAUGUCCAGUAAAAAAGGCAAAAGGGAAGCAAUGAUGGCCGUUGAUACUCUGCGAGAUUUGUACCUUACUGGGCUCUUACCAGACAAUAGAAAAUUGAGGGCCUUUAAUCAGCAACCUUUGCUUGAGUUGCAAGAACUGAGUCAAGGUUCCAUGGAUGCUAGAGACAGGUAUCUGGUCAUGUGGUACUUUGAAGCACAGUUGAAGAAAAAAUAUACUGAAUUCAUCAAAGUUUUAGGGGAAAUUUCAUUUGAUACUCUACAAGCUAUGAAGGAAAAAGCUUUGAGCACAAUACACAAACUGCUGUCCAACAAACCAGAGCAAGAAAAUGUUCUACUUCCAAUGUUGGUAAAUAAGCUUGGAGACCCGAUGAUCAAGUCUAAAGCUAUCUACCUUCUGACUAAAUUAGUUGAUGAGCACCCGAGAAUGAAGACUGUUAUUGUCCGAGAAGUGCAGCAACUCUUGCACAGACCAAAUGUCACUCAACGAGCACAAUAUUAUGCCAUAUGUUACCUGGCUCAAAUACGACUGAGUGAGACAGAAGCAGAGCUAGCAUCACAGCUUAUUCACAUUUACUUUUAUUUCUUUCAGAAUUUUUUGAAAAAGUCAGAAGUAGACAACAAAAUGAUGAGUGCAUUGCUGACAGGAGUCAACAGAGCAUAUGUGUACGCUAAAGAAAACAAAGAGGAGAUAGCCCAGCAAAUAGAUGCCAUUUACAAGAUCAUCCCAUCUGUCAACUUUCACACUGGUGUCCAGGCGUUGAUGUUAUUGCAUCAAGUUACAGACACUAGCGCUAGUGCAUCAGAUCGCUAUUUCAUGUGUUUGUAUCGUAAGUUGGUGGAUCCAGCCCUGCACAGCUCAUCUAAACAAGGAAUAUUUCUAAACCUUUUGUUCAAAAGUUUAAAGUCUGAUGUUGUUGACAGAAGAAUAAAGGCUUUUAUCAAAAGAAUUCUUCAAGUUUACUCCAGUCAUCCUCCCCAUACUAUAUGUGGUGUCCUCAUAUUAUUGUCACAGAUUUUACAGAAUAAAGCCGGCUUGAUACAGACUUGCUACCAAGGAAAGGGGGCCUGGACAUUUGAUGAUGAUGAAGAGGAACACUUCAUAGACUACCCAGAACCAGAGGAAACUGAUGGCCAACAGGUUGACAAUGAGAACUCUUCCAAAGCUGUUUCUAUUACAGAGGAAGAUAUGCAGCCAGACUCAGAGAGGGAAUCAGAGGAACAGAUCAAUGGGACCAAAGGAUCCUGGGUUCAUAGAAUCAACUAUGCUGGAUCAGGUCAUGGUUCGUUGUAUGACCCAUAUGUGAGAAAUCCUCUCUACACCCACGCUGAGACUGAGUGUACUGCUGAGCUGCACCAGUUAGUCCGACACUAUCAUCCAACUGUCAGGCUCUACUCUGUGAUGUUGAUGAAGGGACAGCCUAUUCAUUAUGAUGGUGAUCCAGUUAAAGAUUUCACACUAGCCAGGUUUCUUGACAGAUUUGUUUACAAGAAUCCCAAAAAGAUUGACAAAGCUGCCAAUGUAGGCUAUUUUAGAAAGUCAGGGCCAUCAGGUAUCAGAGCUGUACCUGUCAACUCUAAUGAGUACCUAGAAAUUGGUGAAGAGGAUAUUCCAGAGGAUGAGAAAUUCUUUUACAGGUACUUUAAAGAGAGAGCACUCAGAAAACAAGAUGAAGAGGAAGAUGAUGAUAAUGAAAGUAUUGAUGAUGAUGAAUUUGACUCUUAUCUAGAUAGCUUUGAGAAGUCUGUAGAUAAAGGUGACGUUGAUGAUCUGGACUUAGACUUUGCAUCUGAUCACAAGAAGGAUAAAAAGGGAGUAGCUAAAGAAGACAGCAGUGAGGAGGAAGAGUAUGAUGAGGAGGAUGAUGAUGAAGAUUUGGAUUUAGAAGAUGAUGAGCUGGCCGCUGAAUUCCAGCAGGAGAUGGGGGAGGAAAUGGACAUAGAGGAGGAUGGUCACUUCUCACCAGAUGAGGAUGAUGAGCUUCAUGCCUUGUUUCAUGGGGAUUCCAAGAAGAAAAAAAGAAAGACUCAACCUGAUGAUGAUUUUGAUUUAGAAAAGCCAAAGAAAAAAAAGAAAAAAACCGACACAUCCGACUUGUUUGCUUCAGCUGAACAGUUUGCUCAUUUGUUGGAUGAGGAGAACGACACAUUGCAGGGAGGAAGCAGUGAUCUCUUGAACAGAGACAAGUCAGCCAAGAAACAGUUGGCCUGGGAAAUGGACAGAGACCGCUGGCUGCAUGAUAAGAAGGGGAGAUCAUUCAAAGGCAAGCACAAGGCACCCAGGCAGAAGAGUGGCAAAGGUUUUGGUAAAAAAACUAUGACUGCGCAGUCUAAACAAAAGAUACAAAAUAAAAAACACAAAAAGUAAAUUAUUGAUAGAUAACAAAUGUUAUUUGUAUGUAUUUGAAAAGCAUUACAUAAUAAACACAUUAAAAUAA